AUGUCAGCUACAGAAACCGUCACCACUCUUACUCUGGAGCCUACUAGUACGAAGAGUGUGCGCACUUACAAAGACGCCCCGGGAAUCGUAGUCACCAAGACGAAAUCAGUUCCUAAUGAGCUUAUUGAGGCAGCUUCUGCCACUUUAUACCUUCAUCCGCACGGAGAUUGGAGAGACCAGCUCAUCCGAGACGGCUAUGCGGUGAUAAAAGCAGCAAUCCCUAAGCAGAAAGCUAGGGAAUACCAACAGAAAGCUUUUGGAUGGAUGAAAAGCUUUGGAAACGACAGGCUGGAUUUUCUUGACCCUGAAACCUGGAAGAAAGAGAACCUUCCCCCCGUUGACGUGAACAUUAAUGUCUACAACUGCUACGGCGUGACUCACGAAAAAUUCAUGUGGGAUGCCAGAAUGGAGCCGGGAGUAUUAGGAGCGUUUGAGAAGCUGUGGAACACGGAUCAACUAUUGGCAUCGUUCGAUGGACUCAACGUAACACUUCCUAAUAGAAAAGAUGCUCAACGCAAGUCUCCCUGGCCACACUUUGACCAAUCUCCCUAUAAAGCAGGCCUCCAUUGCGUCCAGGGAAUCAUCAGUCUGAGCGAUCAUGGCCCUGAAGAUGGCGGCCUGGUGGUCUAUAAAGGCAGCCACAACCUGUUCAACGAGUUUUUCAGCACUCAGAUCAGGAAAGAGGACUGGGACGAAUUUAACUACUAUCAGCUCUCGGACGAGCAGCUACAGUGGUUUCUUGACCACGGAUGCGAGGAGGUGAAGGUUAACUGUGAGGCUGGGGAUUUGGUGGUGUGGGACUCCAGAACAUGCCACUGGGGAAUGGAGCCGACCGAAAAAAGCAACACCGUCCGGACAGUUAUUUAUUCGUGCUUCACUCCUGCCAAGUUUGCUUCUGAGGAGGCUUUAAGCAAGAAAAAGGAGCUGUUCGAGAACUUUAGCGGCACCACACACUGGCCACACGCAGACCUCACGGCAGUACGCAACCCGACACACACUAACGUCGAGAGAACAGGUCCUCUUGAAAAACCCGUCAUGACAGACAAAUUGCUUAAACUGGCGGGUGCAAAACCAUAUUAG
Messenger RNA from Ogataea polymorpha, 1080 nucleotides. RefSeq lists its product as uncharacterized. The record is from RefSeq and is a predicted model, not a curated record. The transcript has a single exon. Bases 1 to 1080 code for a protein of 359 amino acids. Lineage: Eukaryota; Fungi; Ascomycota; Pichiomycetes; Pichiales; Pichiaceae.